AUGUUGCUGACAUCCGCAACUCGGAUGAUCCUCUCACUCUCUGUCGUAUGGGCACUCCUCUUCGCAAAUCGAAUUGCUGCAUCCUCAGGAAACUUGUUCACCACAACCAUCUCCUGCCCCAGGGCGUCCUUCUUGAUGCCUCCUCCACCGUCAAGCAGCGCCCAUCUCCUCUUCUGGGCCGUGUAG
Messenger RNA from Enterospora canceri, 186 nucleotides. The record is from the annotation of a GenBank genome assembly. NCBI's taxonomy places the organism in Eukaryota, Fungi, Microsporidia, Enterocytozoonidae.